CGUGGGCUGUGCGCCUGUGGGACUUGGGACGGGACAUUUCCUGUUUGACACAGAACAGGUUUGGGCUGGGUCCCACUGACGCCGAAAGAUCCAAAGCAUGUUGGGAGCUGCUGCCACUGGUACAAUGAGGCGCUCUGAAGGUGAGUUGCAGCCCAGCUUUAGUAUCCCAGUAGAGACUGAUGAGAACCAGGACAUGAGUGAGAUGCACCCACAAGAGCCCCUCAGAGGUUUGGCCUCUGCAGUCCCCAGACUCCCCUCCAGGACAGAACAGCUAUAUGAACCCUGGCCCCUGCAGCCUUCUCUAGAGGAACAACGCUUAGAAGCCCCCAGCCCCCUGAGGUCUGAGCUGUUCCUGGACCAACGUGCUCCUGGUGCUCCUGCCCCUGGUGGUAUGCAGUAUCCUUGUCAUUUUCCAGCCCACGCUGCACAAGUCCCCCAGCAUGCUCCUGUCGGCCAGGUCCCACAGAACAGAGCGCACCAUGAGCGGCUGUUAGAGUUGUCACCGGGUCAUCGGGUCACCGAUGGGGUCAUGAGGGAGGUCUGCUGCGAUCCGUGCUCUCUUCCUGUGGAUCCUGGACAGAUCAGGAAAACUAUCAGCCUCCCUGAUGAGUGCAAGACUGUUUUCAUCACAUACUCUGUUGACACAGCCAAAGACAUGAUUCCUUUCACCAAGUUCCUCCUUGCCAAUGGAUUCCAGCCAGCGAUCGACAUCUUUGACAGCCCAAUCAGGAGCAUGGACACAACCAAAUGGAUGGAUCGCUUCCUGAAUGAUAAAUCCAUGUUGAUCAUCGUGGUCAUCAGCCCUCAGUAUAAGGAGGACGUGGAGGGGCUCGGGCCUGAUGAGCACUGUCUGCAUACGAAGUACAUACACAAACAGAUCCAAAAUGAGUUUAUUCAGCAAGGCUGUUUGAACUUCCGGCUAGUGCCAGUUCUGUUCCCUGGAGCCUCCAUGAGACAUGUCCCCAGUUGGCUCCAGAGCACCAAGCUGUACCGCUGGCCUCAAGGCAGCUCAGACCUGCUACUGCGACUCUUUAGGAUGGAGCGAUACAUUGUUCCAUCGCCUGGAACUGGACUUACCCUCUCUGUUCGCCCGCUUUGAAUGCACUCAUUCUAAUCAUUGAAAUUGCCUUCAUCUAAAGGCUAUCUUUUUUUCAGCACUUUACAAGAAUUCAUCAUUCAGAGAUCUCAUUGUGCAAGACAGUUUUGAAACUGCAUUAGCUGUAUUAGGGGAGGACUGGGCAAGGGUAGAACAUUAUCAAGGAUUUUACUAAAAUAGAAGGCCUCACAUUUUGAGAGAAUGGGCACCAAAGAACAUCUUUAUUUUGAAAGGAACUUUAACAAACUUCCAAUGGACAAAUGACAUUGUGGCUUUGUGUGAUUUUGGCUAAGUUAAUUUACUUUGUUUUAAAGGUUUGGCAUCUGAUGUCUAAAUAAAAGCAGGGUGGAUAACA
Boleophthalmus pectinirostris (great blue-spotted mudskipper) is the source of this 1451-nucleotide messenger RNA. It is a transcript of the gene traf3ip2a, whose product is annotated as TRAF3 interacting protein 2a. The record is from RefSeq and is a predicted model, not a curated record. Gene Ontology annotation, biological process: humoral immune response; positive regulation of canonical NF-kappaB signal transduction. Bases 98 to 1099 code for a protein of 333 amino acids. NCBI's taxonomy places the organism in Eukaryota, Metazoa, Chordata, Actinopteri, Gobiiformes, Gobiidae. The transcript has 9 exons.